AUGGCAGAUUCUUAUUUCUCUGUGUCUGAUGAAUACGGUCUUGCUGAACCAGUGCAGCACUAUGAUGUUUUGCCAGAACAAGUCAAUUAUCAGCUGCAUGAACCUGAUGUUCAAGAAUCACCUUACUGCCAGUACUCUACUGCCCAGUUUCCUCCAGCUUUACAAACCCAGUUUUUACAAGGUCAUUGUAACUUGGAUCCAUAUUACAGUGGUGGACAGUGUGGACUUUCUUCCUGUGAAUUAAAUAAACCCAGUUAUGUGGUUGCCCACUGUGCUGAAGAUGGAUAUCCUGCAAUAAAAAGAUUCAGACCAAUUUAUUCUUCAGUGCGAAUUAAGGGACAGGAAGAACUCUGUGUAGUUUGUGGUGAUAAAGCAUCAGGAUAUCAUUAUAAUGCACUUACUUGUGAGGGCUGCAAAGGAUUUUUUCGACGUAGUAUCACCAAAAAUGCAGUAUAUAGUUGCAAGAAUGGUGGUCACUGUGAAAUGGACAUGUACAUGCGUAGAAAAUGUCAAGAGUGCAGACUGAAAAAAUGUAAAGCUGUAGGAAUGUUGGCAGAAUGUUUGCUCACAGAAACCCAAUGUAAAUCAAAGAGACUUCGAAAGAAUUUUAAACAGAAUAGUUACUACUCUAACAUCCAAGUGGAAGAAGGAGUUGACAACAAGCAUGUGUCAUCCACAACUAGAUCUGGAAAAGUGAUUCAGGAGAGCAUAGAGCUAACACAAGAGGAACAUCAGCUCAUUAAUAAUAUUGUGGCUGCUCAUCAAAAAUAUACAAUUCCUUUAGAGGAAGCAAAGAAAUUUUUUCAGGAAUAUACAAAUCCACAGCUGAGCUUUGCACGACUCUCAGAGACAGCAGUGCUACGGAUACAGGGCUUAAUGGACUUCACUAAAGGACUACCAGGAUUUGAAAGUUUGACCACUGAGGAUCAGACUGCAUUACAAAAAGGAUCAAAAACUGAAGUGAUGUUCCUUCAUGCAGCCCAACUUUACAAUCAGAAAGAAUGUCGUUCAUCAUUCUCGGAAAGUGCUAUGAUAUCAAAUCAUGCUGUUCAUGCACUGAAUUGUCAUAGUCAGAGUGAUGCUAGACAUGUUCUUUCAUCCAUGGAAACAUUUUAUAUUGAAGACAGUCCUUCUACAACUUUAACUGGUAUUACUGAAGAAUUUAUUACUGCACUGUUUUACUUCUAUAGAAGAAUGAAUGAACUUAAUAUUACUAAUACUGAAUAUGCUCUGCUUGCAGCAACAACUGUGUAUUUUUCAGAACCUGAAGGAACGUCAACACUUAAGGAAAAUAGAAUCCAGGGAAGAACGGUUACCAGGGUCAUAAGAAAUAUCGCGAGAAAAGGGUCUUCAAAAGUCUCGCGGUUGACCGUUAGAUAA
Molecule: messenger RNA, 1380 nt
Organism: Chrysochloris asiatica (Cape golden mole)
Lineage: Eukaryota; Metazoa; Chordata; Mammalia; Afrosoricida; Chrysochloridae
Product: bile acid receptor-like
Exons: 10
Coding region: 1-1380 (459 amino acids)
Biological process (GO): negative regulation of transcription by RNA polymerase II; cell differentiation; negative regulation of inflammatory response
Molecular function (GO): RNA polymerase II cis-regulatory region sequence-specific DNA binding; zinc ion binding; nuclear receptor activity
Source: RefSeq, a predicted model, not a curated record